Molecule: messenger RNA, 1177 nt
Organism: Cariama cristata (Red-legged seriema)
Lineage: Eukaryota; Metazoa; Chordata; Aves; Cariamiformes; Cariamidae
Gene: B3GNT5
Product: UDP-GlcNAc:betaGal beta-1,3-N-acetylglucosaminyltransferase 5
Exons: 1
Coding region: 1-1137 (378 amino acids)
Biological process (GO): brain development
Cellular component (GO): membrane
Source: RefSeq, a predicted model, not a curated record
AUGUUUGUUAGUCCCAGAAGAGUCAGGAAAUGCCAUUUUUUGCAGAUAUUUGCCACUUGCUUCAUACUAUGUCUCAUGAUUUUUUGGGGACCAUUUGAUAAUCACAUUGUGAGCCAUAUGAAGUCCUAUUCAUACAGAUACCUCAUAAACAGCUACCAUUUUGUGAAUGACAGCCUGUCUAUCAACAGGGAUAACUUGGACAGAGUAUCAAGCUACCAGUACUUGAUCAACCACAGAGAGAAAUGUGGUCAGCAGGAUGUCCUUCUCCUGUUGUUUGUGAAGACUUCUCCUGAAAACCGUCAUCGGAGGGAUGCAAUUAGACAAACUUGGGGUAAUGAGAAGUAUGUUCGUUCUCAACUUAAUGCCAACAUUAAAACUCUUUUUGCUUUAGGACGACCAACAGAUCAUCCUCAGCAAACACAGCUGCAAAGAGAACUUCAGCUGGAAGACCAGAAAUACAGUGAUUUGAUUCAGCAAGAUUUCUUGGAUACUUUUCACAAUCUUACUCUUAAAUUGCUUUUGCAGUUUAGCUGGGUGAAUGCCUACUGUCCUCAUGCCAGGUUCAUUAUGUCUGCAGAUGAUGAUAUAUUUAUCCAUAUGCCAAAUCUUGUUGCUUAUCUCCAAAGUCUAGCACAAAUGGGUGUGCAAGAUCUCUGGAUUGGUCGUGUCCAUCGUGGAUCCCCUCCCGUAAGAGACAAGAGUAGCAAAUACUAUGUUCCAUAUGAAAUGUACCAGUGGCCCUCUUAUCCUGACUACACGGCAGGAGCUGCAUAUGUAAUAUCAAAUGAUGUAGCAGCUAAAGUAUAUGAGGCUUCAUUGACGCUCAAUACAAGUCUUUACAUAGAUGAUGUUUUCAUGGGUCUCUGUGCCAAUAAAAUGGGAAUUGUACCACAAUAUCAUGUAUUUUUUUCUGGGGAAGGAAAGGCUCCAUAUCAUCCCUGCAUUUAUAACAAAAUGAUGACAUCUCAUGGACAUGUAGAUGAUCUUCACAAGCUCUGGAAGCAGGCUACAGAUCCCAAAGUUAAAAAGCUUUCUUCGGGGAUUUGGGGUAGAAUAUACUGCAGACUAGUCAAUAUUGUGCUUCUCUGUAAACUGUACUAUGAGGACACAUAUCCUUGUUCAGCUGCGUUUUCUUAAUACUUGAAUGUCUGUGUUGAAGAUCCACUGAGCCAAAACA